Teleopsis dalmanni is the source of this 447-nucleotide messenger RNA. RefSeq lists its product as uncharacterized. The record is from RefSeq and is a predicted model, not a curated record. Gene Ontology annotation, molecular function: DNA binding. Lineage: Eukaryota; Metazoa; Arthropoda; Insecta; Diptera; Diopsidae. The transcript has a single exon. Bases 1 to 447 code for a protein of 148 amino acids.
AUGCCGUGUGCUUCUAGUUUGUCUGAUUACGAACAGGGAAUCAUCAUGGGAAUGCAUGAAAACGGCUAUAAGAUCGCUGAAAUAGCGACUAGACUCAAUCGGCAUAGGAACUGUGUUUCCAGGUUCCUGAAAAACUCGGCGGAAUACGGUACAGCUCCACGUAGUGGCCGCAAAACCAAAAUCGAUAACCGGUGCGAGCGCCGAAUUCGACGUCUAGCAGUGGGUGAUUCGAUGAGCAGCGGAGAAAUAAGGGCCCAUAUGGCACUUCAAAUCACAAGUAGUAGAAUUAUUCACAAAAAUCACUUCAUUAAACACAACGCAAUGAUGCCUAAACCAAAGCUUUUGGAGAGGCAUAUCAAGGUCCGUUUAGAAUUUGCAAAUAAAUACCAAUACAUGACCGAUGAGUGGCACAAUGUUGUCUUUAGUGAUAAAAAAAAUUUGAUUUAG